GAGAGAGACAAGUUCUCGGAUAUCACAACGUCAUUGCCAUCUUAGCGUAAAGUAAUAAUAACUGAUUCCACUUCCAUUUUCCCUGAUCCCUAAAAUCCUUACUUCAAUUCCUUGACUCUCUCGACAAAAUAAAACAAUUCAUGGCUGUUUGAUUUGUCUUUCUGAUUUUAUUUUUUAUUUUUUUUCGUGGACUAGGUUUAGUUGUGUUUUGGAAUCGGGGAAAAUGGGGCUGAUUUCAGGGUUAUUUUUGGGGAUCGUCUUCGGGAUCGGGUUGAUGGCUGGAUGGAAACACAUGAUGCAGUACCGAAGCACCAAACGAGUUGCUAAGGCAGUGGAUAUAAAACUCCUUGGGUCACUCAAUAGAGAUGAUUUGAAGAAAAUAUGUGGUGAUAAUUUUCCUGAUUGGAUUUCUUUUCCUGCUUUUGAACAGGUGAAAUGGCUAAAUAAGCAAUUGGGCAAAUUAUGGCCUUUUGUUGCAGAAGCAGCUACAGCGGUGGUUAAAGAAUCUGUUGAACCACUAUUGGAAGACUACCGACCCCCAGGGAUUACUUCUCUAAAGUUUAACAAAUUUUCUCUCGGUACUGUGCCGCCUAAGAUUGAAGGAAUUCGUGUCCAGAGUCUCAAGCAAGGUCAAGUUACCAUGGAUAUUGAUUUGCGGUGGUGUGGUGAUCCAAGCAUCAUUCUAGGCGUUGAAGCUGCACUUGUUGCUUCCAUACCCAUUCAAUUGAAAGAUCUUGAAGUUUACACUGUUAUCCGUGUUAUCUUUCAACUUGCUGAGGAGAUUCCAUGUAUUUCUGCUGUUGUGAUUGCUCUACUUUCUGAGCCAAAGCCAAAGAUUGAAUACAUUCUCAAGGCUGUUGGUGGAAGCUUAACAGCACUUCCUGGAGUCUCAGAUAUGAUUGAUGAUACUGUGAAUUCGAUUGUUACGGAUAUGCUUCAGUGGCCCCACAGGAUUGUUGUUCCUAUUGGUGGUAUCCCUGUUGACAUAAGUGAAUUAGAGCUUAGACCUCAAGGAAAGCUUACAGUGACCGUAGUGAAGGCAAAUGACUUGAAGAACAUGGAAAUGAUUGGAAAAUCUGAUCCUUAUGCAGUUGUAUAUGUUCGGCCAAUGUUCAAGGUUAAAACUCAAGUCAUUGAUAAUAACCUGAAUCCUGUUUGGAAUCAAACAUUUGAUUUGAUUGCUGAAGACAAGGAGACGCAAUCACUUAUUCUUGAGGUCUUUGAUAAGGACAUUGGGCAAGACAAGAGAUUAGGAAGAGCAAAAUUAGCUUUAAAUGAGCUGGAAGCCGAAACUUGGAAGGAGCUGGAGUUCGGACUGUUGUCAUCGUUUGAUACAUUGAAGGUUAAGGAUAAGAAGGAUAGAGGAACUAUUACAAUUAAGGUUUUUUACCAUGAAUUUAACAAGGAAGAGUCGUUGGCUGCUCUAGAAGAAGAGAAGCAGAUCAUAGAGCAACGAAAGAAACUAAAAGAAGCUGGAGUUAUUGGGAGCACAAUGGAUGCGCUUGAUGGGGCAGCAUCACUGGUGGGAUCAGGAGUUGGGCUUGUGGGAGGUGGUGUUGGUGCUGGAGUUGGGUUUGUGGGAAGUGGCUUAGGAGCUGUUGGUAGUGGCCUGAGCAAAGCAGGAAGGUUCAUGGGCAGGACAAUCACCGGACAAUCCAGCAAGAGAACUGGCAACACAACUCCAGUCAAUAGUGUGCAAGAAAACGGUGGAGCAAAGCCCCUGUAGUGCCCCACUGCUGAAGCAUGUGAAUUUGGCCGCAAAUGUACUUUAUGAAAUUUAGCUCGAGAAGCUGUUGUGUGCAUCGUGGACCUUCUGCUUGGCAUAGAUAUUUGUUAUUAGUUUCAACUGUAUCAUCGUAGUUAAAAUUUAUUUGACGUGAAUACAUAGUAGUCUUCUUUAACACCCUACAAAAAUAAAGUGAUUGUUCAGUCA
This is a messenger RNA of Populus trichocarpa (black cottonwood), 1933 nucleotides long. Its product is annotated as calcium-dependent lipid-binding protein. The record is from RefSeq and is a predicted model, not a curated record. Lineage: Eukaryota; Viridiplantae; Streptophyta; Magnoliopsida; Malpighiales; Salicaceae. Gene Ontology annotation, molecular function: lipid binding. The transcript has 11 exons. Gene Ontology annotation, cellular component: endoplasmic reticulum. Bases 224 to 1726 code for a protein of 500 amino acids.